Messenger RNA from Drosophila navojoa, 899 nucleotides. RefSeq names its product troponin wings up A (gene wupA). NCBI's taxonomy places the organism in Eukaryota, Metazoa, Arthropoda, Insecta, Diptera, Drosophilidae. Gene Ontology annotation, cellular component: troponin complex. The record is from RefSeq and is a predicted model, not a curated record. Gene Ontology annotation, biological process: muscle contraction.
UGCCAUUAGAAUAUAGUCUGCCGUGGAUCGUCGGACCGUUCAGUCUUUUUGUGUCGUUCAGUACCAUCCGAUUCGUGUGAUCGACAGCAUCGCUCAACGUUUUUUUUUCAUUUUUUUUCCAAUUCCUUGAAGUAACUCAAAAAAACACAAAUCAAAAUGGCUGAUGAUGAGGCUAAGAAGGCUAAACAGGCUGAGAUCGAGCGCAAGCGCGCCGAGGUGCGCAAGCGCAUGGAGGAAGCCUCCAAGGCCAAGAAGGCCAAGAAGGGCUUCAUGACCCCAGAAAGGAAGAAGAAACUCCGGUUGUUGCUGCGCAAGAAAGCCGCUGAGGAAUUGAAGAAAGAGCAGGAACGCAAAGCGGCUGAACGUAGACGCAUCAUUGAAGAACGUUGCGGCAGCCCCAGGAAUCUCAGCGAUGCCAGCGAAGAUACACUACAGAAAGUUUGUCAGGAUUAUUACAGUAAGGUACUGAAAUUGGAGUCUGAGAAAUACGAUGUGGAGCGCGAGGUAGCCAGAAAGGAAUUUGAGGCAAGCGUUGCACCCAUAACUUUCUCUUUCUCUCUCUAUUUCUCUCUCUCUCUGUCUCUCACUCUCGAUCUAAUCGGAUUGGUUCCAAGCUCCAAGCGAUGCGGAACUAGAUAACUCGACUAGAGAUCGAUGGAAUCUUUCGUAGUUUGAUUUAGUUCUCUUUGCUCUUUGCGACAACAAAGAAAUGUUAAUAACAUGGGUCCAGACACACACUCUGGACAGCAAACAUAGUCUGUGAGCAGCACCUGAAAGAUAUAUGAAAAUAUUCCAGAGAUGCCCGCACCAAAACGCCCCCUGGCGGCCAGUCUGUGUGUGUGUGUUCCCGGCAGGGGUUACGCCAAUCGUAGCCCUCGAUUAGUUAGAGUAAACGUAGA